Messenger RNA from Clupea harengus (Atlantic herring), 1355 nucleotides. RefSeq names its product phosphate cytidylyltransferase 1B, choline b (gene pcyt1bb). The record is from RefSeq and is a predicted model, not a curated record. Gene Ontology annotation, biological process: CDP-choline pathway. Gene Ontology annotation, molecular function: phosphatidylcholine binding; choline-phosphate cytidylyltransferase activity. Lineage: Eukaryota; Metazoa; Chordata; Actinopteri; Clupeiformes; Clupeidae.
GUGAUGCAUUCCACCAGUAUCUCAGAGCGCUACUGACCUCUUCUGGCAACUGUGCUGCUGUGUCACCAGGACCACCAGAACACACCUGCUUGUAAGGCUGAUUGAGGCGAGCAUAGGACAGGCCUAUAACAUUCCAACAUGGUAGGAAGGAGACGUAACGGUCCGAAAGCCAACAACGGCAGCAGGGGAAGCGGUGGCAACGGAGGUGGUGGUGGUCGUGGUGGAGGCGAGCAGAGGCAAUCCCAGCCGCAACAGCAACAGCAACAACGUCGCCGCCAGAAACCACGACAGACUUUGUCACAUCCUGCCACUUUUGCUAGGGCGAAAGGCAGUGAGACUGAUGUCCCUUACGAGAGAGUGACACUUGAGAAAGCCCGCGGAGGAACUCCAGCGGAUCGACCAGUGAGGGUGUAUGCAGAUGGCAUAUUUGACCUCUUCCAUUCUGGACAUGCCCGUGCUCUCAUGCAAGCCAAGAACCUGUUUCCUAAUACACAGCUGAUAGUAGGAGUGUGCAGCGAUGAACUCACACACAAGUAUAAAGGCUACACGGUGAUGGCAGAGGACGAGCGUUAUGAUGCACUGAGACACUGCCGCUAUGUAGAUGAGGUGGUCCGUGAUGCCCCUUGGACCCUCAGUCCUGAGUUCUUAAAGAUGCACAGGAUUGACUUUGUGGCCCAUGAUGACAUCCCAUACACUUCAGCAGGAUCUGAGGAUGUCUACAAAGAUAUCAAGGAAUCUGGAAUGUUUGUGGCUACUAAAAGGACUGAUGGAAUCUCCACCUCUGACCUUAUAACCAGAAUCGUGCGAGAUUAUGACGUGUAUGUGCGUCGCAAUUUGCAGAGAGGGUACACCGCCAGAGAGCUCAAUGUGGGAUUUAUCAACGACAAAAAGUACCGUCUGCAGAACCAGGUGGAUAAAAUGAAGGAGACGGUGCACACUCUGGAGGAGAAGAGCAAGGACCUCGUGCACCGGGUGGAGGAGAGGAGCCACGACAUCAUCCUGAAGUGGGAGGAAAAGUCCCGCGAGUUCAUCGGGAACUUCCUGGAGCUGUUUGGCCCUGAAGGAGCCUGGACCAUGAUUCAAGAGAGGAGUGGCCGUGUGCUCCAGGCCCUGUCCCCGUAUACUUCCCCCGUCGGCUCUCCGAGCAGCAGCCCCACCAGAGGCCCCACCAGAGGCCCCACCAGGCGCUCUCCCUCUCCACCGUCCGACCGGCAGCGUAGGCGCUUCAGAUCGCCUCCAUCCACCCAAAAACCACGCCGUCCACGGAGUCCUGGCAGCAAGGGGGAGGAGGGAGUGAAAUAAAUCUGCUACUCUAACAUACACACACACACACACACACACACACACAGAGACAG